Molecule: messenger RNA, 1740 nt
Organism: Batrachochytrium dendrobatidis JAM81
Lineage: Eukaryota; Fungi; Chytridiomycota; Chytridiomycetes; Rhizophydiales
Exons: 3
Coding region: 1-1740 (579 amino acids)
Molecular function (GO): protein binding
Source: RefSeq, a predicted model, not a curated record
AUGGCGAGCCGUGUCGAUUCAAUUCAAGGUCUCAGUAGGCAAGACUCUAUCAUAACACUUCAAAUUAAUGAGUUGGAGACAGAGUAUAAUGGUCAAUCCUCAUCAAAUAGCACUUUCGAGUCCAAUGAUUCACCUACCAAUCGACUAGAUCAAAUGAGCCAUCUAAAGAAACUGACGCAGGCUUUGUAUGCCCGUGGGUUUUUGGAUGGCAUGUUUUCUGAUAUUACUGUCGAGGCAUUGGGCCAUAAAUUUAAGCUUCAUCGCAUUGUUCUUGUGAGCAAUUCGUAUUUUGCUGGAAUGCUCUCAAAUAACUUUUGGAUUGAGCAAUCUCAGUCAUCGAUUUCAAUUCAGUUUGACGAUCCGAAUAUUACUGUGGAAGCGUUAACCGUCGUGUUCUCUAGAAUAUAUGGUCAGACUAAAAUGUCGAUUACAGCUGAAAAUGCAAAGUCGCUUUUGGCCGCUGGUAUAUUUUUUGACGAUCUUGAUAUUUGCCAACAAAGCAUGCAGUUUAUUAUUUCAACCCUAGACGAGUCAAACAUUAUCGAGUACCUGAUUUUCUGUGAUGAUUUUUCUUAUGGAACAUACUCUGAUUCAGUGCUGAAUACAAUUGUCACGCAGCUAUGCCAUCGGGGAUAUACAGAGUUUUCUCAGUUGAUGGAAAAACUUCCAUUGCAUUGGCUAGCUCGUAUUGUUGGAUCUGAUUGCUUCAUGUGUCCAGAUGAAUUCUCCCGAUACGAGUUUUUGCGAGAUGUUCUUUGUCGUCGCUCGGCCAAUGACACCGAGUGGUCUAAAGUACAGCUCAGAUCAGACACGGCUUGCAGCAAUCAUACGCUUGUUGAAAGCAACGCUUUAACAGAUCUAGAUGCUAAUGUACCCAAAGGCUUUAGCGAUGACGAUUCUGAUGACAUACUUUGUGAUGCAAGUAUGGAUUCUUCAAAGUCUACCACCAAAGACAAGGGUGAGGCAUGCAACGAGCACAAUCGCGACCAUCUUUACGUCUUUGCAAAUGCUAUCCGAUUCUGCCAUCUCUCGUUUACUGAACUCAAAGCCAUUAAAAAGGAAAGACAUGUGCAGAAUACCGUAUUGGAGCGGGCCAUUUGGAAUCAGUUGGAGCUCGAGGAUAAAAUUGUUGGAUCGUCGGCAGAGGAUUUGGAGAUUGGAAGUGUGACAUUGGCAGACAAGGAGCCUAUUCCUCAUGAUGAUACUGAUCGUAUAGAUGGACAGUUUUUAGUCAAUGUCAUCAAAGGGCCCAUGUUUCCUUACAAGAACAGCACAUCCCCACCAUUUAGAUUUGGCAUCAAGUUUUCCAAUUUACAGCAUUUGGCGACCGGAUCUAAACUGGUAUCCAAGCGUGCUUAUUAUGCAGGAUCGUACUGGCAAGUAUAUCUACAACAGAUUUCCAAAAAUGGAUUGCCAAAGCUUGGGAUAUAUUUACAACGGAUAUCACCCAAUAGCGAGGGAUGGGUUCAAGACGAAUCUAAAGAUGAAUCAGAAUCUUCUAUAAAGCCUAUUGCUUCUGCAGUACAAAGUGGUCGAUAUGAAGAUAAACGGAUUCAGGUGCGGACAUGGUUUCAGCUGUAUUGUUUCUUUCCCAACAAAUGCUAUACUUUGGAGAGCAAGCCAGAUAUUUUCAAGACCAAUCAGUCAUGGGGAUGGCGUAGUCACAAACUGUAUCGAGACGCAAUGGAUUCUGGACAAAAGGCAUCAUUUGAAUGUGCGGUUGUCUUGUGCCAUGUUUAA